CGCGGGGCGCUGCUGGGCCGGGGGCGGGGCGGCCGCGGCCGUUGUCGGGGCGGGAGGUUUGAACGGCGGCGCCGCCGAGGAGGAUGAGGAUGAUGAGGCGGCAGCAGCCCGGCGGGCCGGGCGCCGCGGGGCCGGAACGCGACAUCCAAGAGAAGAUCAGCUUUGAGGUCCGCAUGCGAGAAGGAAUCCGCAAGCUGCUGGCAGCGAGCACGCAGAAGGAGCAGCUCCUGCGCGCCGUGAAGAGCCUGAUGGUUUGCAACGCUCGCAUCCGGGCCUACAGGGCACAGCUGCAGGGCCGGAACGGGGAGCCCGGCCCGGGCAGCGCUGAGCGGCAGUCUUCAGAAAAUGGGACAAAAGAUCGGAUGGCAUGCAGAGCAAAGGUUGCUCUAUCAAAUAUUCGAAUACCAUUAAUGUGGAAAGGCUCUGACCACUUCAGCAAAAAAGAAAAAUCGCAGCGCUAUGCGGUGUUCUGUUUGUUCAGAAUGGGAGCUGAGGUUUUUGAUACUGAGGUGACUAUUGUGGAUGAAGCAGUAACAGAUAUCUGUUUUGAAAAUGUAACCAUAUUUGAUGAAGCAAGCCCAGAUUUCCAGGUGAAGGUUGAAGUGUAUAGCUGCUGUACAGAGGAGUCUUUAUAUAUAACAAACACUCCUAAGAAACUGGCAAAGAAACUUAAAACAUCCCUCAGCAAAGCUACAGGGAAGAAACUCAAAGCUGCGCUGGAAGAAGACAGCACUGAACCCCUUUUGCCUGCUGACCCAGUCAUCCAUGGAGCAAAGUACAGUUUGCUAGCAUACACCACUUUGGGGCUGGAAAGUGCUGAGGACAAUUUCAGGACCCACAACCUUACCAUUACAGGAAAUGAGGAAUCCUCUUUUUGGCUGCCCCUGUAUGGAAACAUGUGUUGCCGUUUAGUUGUCCAGCCCUCCUGCAUGGCCAGGGAUAUGAUGGCAGGAUUUCUAAAUCAGCAGCAAAUGGUAGGAGGUCUGACAAGCUGGAGGAGGCUGUAUUGUGUACUGAGAGGUGGCAAACUCCUUUGUUAUUACUCACCAGAAGAAAUUGAGGCUAAAGUGGAGCCAGCACUGACAGUUUCCAUCAACAAGGAAACGAGGAUUCGAGCUGUGGAUAAGGACUCCAAGAGAAGAACUAAUAAUUUCUGUGUUAUCAACCCCGUGUCUGGAGAGGGUGUGACGCAACGUUUUGCUACUGACAGUAGGGAUGAACUGCACCAGUGGAUGGAGGCUUUCUGGCAGCACUUUUAUGAUCUGAGCCAGUGGAAGCAUUGUUGUGAGGAACUUAUGAAAAUUGAGAUUAUGUCACCACGGAAACCACCUUUGUUCUUGACAAAGGAAGCGACCUCCGUCUACCAUGAUAUGAGCAUUGACUCUCCAGUGAAACCUGAGGGCUUAGCUGAUAUCAUACAUAGGAAAAUUGAAGAGAGCAAUGGUGAGUUCCUUCUUGGCCAGCAAAAAGGGUCUGCAUCUGCCCUAUGGGCAUCACUCUUUGAUGGAUCUCAUGAGAUGACUGUUCAGAAAAACAUGCAUCUGGACUCAAAAAGAGAUGCUACAAGUCCUACUGACAGCAGAGGAAAGAAAAGAAGAGCACCUCCUCCACCCUCUGAUAAGUCACCAUACAGUGCAGAAGCACGGGUGAACACAGAGCAGCUGGGCAAGGAAAACUGGAGGAAGCCUGACCACUCACCUGCCAGUAGCUCUUCCUUGGAGUCGGUGUUAGCUACGAAAAUGCAGCAGCUGCAAACCCCCAUUGCUCCUCCUCGCAAAAUUGGUCCUUGUGGGAAAAGUGGUGGCCUGGGGAAUCCUGUUUCUCUGCAUUGCCUUGGAUGCUGACUGUUAUGGGCCAUGUCCUCUUCAGAGUCUUUCUCAAGAAUGUGGUACAUCAUCCUCUUAUUAUCUUACCUUAUAUUUUAUUGCAAAUACAGAUUGUAUUUUACCAGCAUUAAAAUACUGCUCAUGAAGUGAUCCAGAUUGCUCUGUGUAAGUGACCUGUCCUCAUUCUUUACUACUCCAGCAGUCUGCAUGUCCUUUGCAAAUUUAUUGCAAGUGAUUUUUACAGUUUAUUCCAGAUCAUUGAUUUUUAAAAUUGAAUGCAAGGUAAGGUUUGUAGAGAGAGGUGAUAAGUUUUUAUUACAUCAGUGACAUGGGUAGGGGGUGGGGAAAAGCAAACAGGCAGGCCAUUGAAUUUCUGUCCCUUUUAUCCCAGAGCUUUUUAAACUUUCAGUAAGAUGACAAACAGCUGUAUUUCUUGCUGAAUCCCUAUUAAUACUAUAUCUUGAAAUUAUUAUUGUGAUAUUUUAAAGAAAAUUACAUGUUCAUCUUGUUUUCUGAAAGUUACUCAGGGUUCUUGUGGAUAACACCUCAGUGCAGGUGUCUUUGCAAGCCCAGCUUAAUAGAUCUAAGAGUAAAAUGCAACCUGUUGUUCAAGACCUUCAUGAAGCUGUGUUGAUAUUUUAUAUCUAUCCUUAAAUUAGACUCAUGUGGGCCAGUUCAUGAUAUUGGAGAGGCCACCACUAAGCAAACAAGGCCGUUCAUUAUUCUGUUCAUCUCCUUCAGAACUACAUAAUCCCUGCUAUGAAGAAAGAGUUGAUUCAGAUUUUAGUAUUUAUUGUUACUUUGCCUUUCUUCUCCCUCUCCUUCUGUAUUGUUAUCAGUGCCUUUGCAUCUUCUGUGAAGCUUGUUGGUUUGACCAGUAAAACCUGCAGGCUCCCAGGAAACGCAGAGCUCAGCUGUACAAUAAAGUCAGUGCCCCUGGAGGAACUGCUGCUCCCAGGAUCAGAGGAGAAUGUAUUGUUUCACCAUUUAGCAGCUGCGUUCAGUGAGGAUGCUUUAAUUGCAUGACUCAAAAUAUCAGGGAUCAAAACCCGAAAGUCAUUUGGCAGCCCCUGCUGGGAUGAGGCUUGGAGAACCUGUGCCUUCUCCCGGCCCUUGCGUCCCAUUGCCCUGUGUUGACAUUUGUGUAGGCAAGGUGCAAUGCUGUCGCCUGGCUGGGAAGUCCAUUGAGAAACACUUCUCCCAGGAUGAAUGGCUCCAGUGAUCCAGGGUAGCACAGGGAGGACGUUGGUGGCACCUGCUGAACUACGCAUGGGAUUAGACUUCUCUGAGGAAUGCGUCAGGCCUGCUCUGAAAACUGUACCUGCUGCUUGUCUGCUGGGCUUGGUGGAUGCUGCUUAAACCAGAACCGAGUGAUCGGAUGCAGUCUUGAAGUGGGGGAGGCAGCCUGAACUCUUCUCUUAGGAAGUACAGCUUGAAAUUAAUUGCUACUUCAAACUUGAACAUGAACUUCUGAAAUACUGAACAAAGCCUUAACUUAUUAACUUUUUCUAUUUACCUAAUGUCUUCAGUUGUUUACUUGGUUUUGGAAUGGUAGGUGGUACUUUCUGUGGUUUUAAAGGCAUUACCUUUAAAUGCUUACAUUUUUACUAGUACUGUGAGGUUUUUUCCCCGUGGUAAUAAUACUAAUAGUUAUUUUAUGGUAGCUUGUACAUAUUUGGAAAUACUGUCAUAGUAUUCAGAGUUGAUUUCUAAUUAAUACAAACUGCCUUAAUAGAAAAAUGGAGAUUUGGACACUAAUGUAUUGCGAAAUGUUAGAAGUCUUCUUAUUUUGCUGCUAGCA
Onychostruthus taczanowskii (white-rumped snowfinch) is the source of this 3627-nucleotide messenger RNA. RefSeq names its product rhotekin 2 (gene RTKN2). Bases 84 to 1844 code for a protein of 586 amino acids. Gene Ontology annotation, biological process: hemopoiesis; positive regulation of cell population proliferation; signal transduction. Lineage: Eukaryota; Metazoa; Chordata; Aves; Passeriformes; Passeridae. The record is from RefSeq and is a predicted model, not a curated record. The transcript is spliced from 13 exons.